AUGGUACCCAAUGCGCCUCACCUGCCAUCGCGGUUCCCAUGCUGGUGCCGCGCGGUUUAUUCUUGGGGAGGAGAGACAAAUCGAGAUCUGGGAUUUGUGGAAGGCGACUUGAUUGAAUGUCUCAAUGCUGGCGACGGACAAUGGUGGAUGGGUCGUCUGCGUCGUGACAAGCGGGCGGUUGGACUGUUCCCAUCUAACUUCGUGGAACUGAUGAGCGAGGACUUCGUGCCCGUGAGUCGAGACACGAGUCCUAUGGUUCAAGCAGGCUCGUCGCCAAUCCAUAAUCCCACUUCUGCUCCCAAAAAACAGAAGACAGUAUUCCGGAAGCCGUUCCAAGCUCACAAAGAAGCCCUGUCUCCCGCUUCGAACCUGGCCCGGAGCAGAUCGAAUACUCCGGUCACCAGCUCAAUUCCACAAACUCCCCCUCGAGGUAUUGGUGGUACGCCCCAGAGUGUGAAGCCUUUGCGUACACAUGCAUCUGCAGUUAAAAACCAAGGAUCGGUUUCAUCCCGUCCCUCCUCCGCAUCCCGACCGUCCUCGUCGCGUGGUGUCUCACCUCGUACAUCCGUGGAGCCUGAACGAUCGCCCUCGCAUAUGAUGGCUCGCGGCAGCAUAUCCUCGUCGCUUCCCUCCUCAAGAGACGUCUCCCCUCUGCCCAGGGAAUCUCCUGUGCCUCGGGAAUCUCCCAUGGCCCGGGAGAACUCUCGAUUAUACCACCAAAGUCCGCAACCUCAACGCCAGCCUUCUCCCCAGCCGUACCGUACAGCAUCGCAAUUGCCUCAUCGUGGCAGCUCACCUAUGCCUUAUCAUUCCCCUUCGACUGUGCAGCACCGGCCAGUGUCACCAAUGUACUAUGAUGAUCCUCAAAUGCACCAUCGCCAGGUUUCUCCAAUGCCUCAUCGUGCAGUUUCCCCGAUAUAUCGUCCAGAAGAUAUCCCGAUGCAUCGUGAGCCCUUUCCAAUGCCUCACCGAGCCCCUUCUCCGAUGUACCAUCGCGCCCCUUCUCCAAUGAACCAGCGUGCUCCUUCUCCAAUGCACCAGCGUGCUCCUUCUCCAAUGCACCAUCGUUCUCACUCCCCAAUUCCACAGCGAUCUGUUUCUCCAAUGCCAAAUCGCUCUGUAUCGCCCAUGUAUCAUCCUGAACCCCCACAGCAUCGCCUGCCUUCCCCACUCCCAUAUCAGCCUCUUUCUCCGAUGCCACAUGAUUACUCUGGCAUGGAUAUACAAGAUCAAGCCGACUCUCCUCCUCCUCCGCCUCCGCCACAUCGCGUAGCCCUCGGCCGUCCGAGAUCGCAUUCACCUCAGCCACCUAUGCCACCACCGCAACAGCAGGGCUUCCUACCUUCACCUCAACCUGCGACUCAUGCACCUCGACCAUCGCGCUCACCCACUCCUUUGAAUAUGAACGAUCGCUAUGUCAUUUUCUCCCGCACUCCAUCACCGGGGGCAAUGUCCACCCGUUCCGCACAAUCGGAUAUCAACGGAAAUACACCCUCUCCUCUGCGAGAUGCAAUGGAGGAUGUGAUGACAUCUUUGGAAGACAUGGGCUUGCCGCGCGAUCCUCCUUCCCCAUCACCACAUCCAGGAUCAACGCGUUCACCCGCGCCAGCAUUUAACAAUCCCUGGUCGGGCGAUGAGUUUGAUAACAUGGAGGAUAAAACACCGCCUGCACGAAGACGCCGCCCCUUAACUUCCUUAGGUUUCGAUGGUUAUAAACAGCCAGCUCGUGGUGAGUUGGUCCACCGGAACAGCGUUUAUUCUCACGAUCACUAUAUGGAUGGCCCGCCUCAAUUGAACAACUAUGUUCAAAGGAUGGAGAGUCGACUUCGUCAAUUGGAAGAUCAAAAUCGACCGACCGAUGAGAAUGAAGCUGGAGGUGAUGAUCAGCCACCUCCACCACCUCCAAAGCAUGCUGCUACAUAUCAUCCGCGUCACAAUUCAAUUCCAGCCCAGUAUCCCCAUCUCAAAAGCCGCCGCUCUGGACAAGAUCUUCGAAUUGAUAAACUGAACCGCACAUUUACGAAUAAAUCAAGUGCCACAUCUUCUACGGGCGUGCAGAGUGUUGGCACCAAUGUAACAUCGAGCACUGAUAAGACAAGUCAAAGCUUUAUGAGUGGGGUGUCCGCCGGCGGUUUUAGUGCGACCAGUGCAGGGAGUUAUGCCCGACGAAAUGGUGCAUAUGAGAGACCAAACACAGCCAUGGAUACCUUUAGGUCUCGUGGAUUUAGCGACGCAGGCCAUAUGGACAGGCCUGAAUCUCCCAUGACAGGAGUUUCAUACCAUUCCAGUCAUAAUACAUCACGACAAGGGGCCUCAUCUGCUAUUCCAUGGUCAUCUAACGAUAACGACGUCGGUGAUUCAGGUGGUGUAUUCGGCGGACUCUCCACCCCAAAGAGCAAGAAACAGGGGUUCUUCAAGAAGAUUUUUGAGUCCGCCAAAACAGGCGCCGCGAGUGCUCGAAGCAGUAUCCACGGUGGCUCUCAGUCACCUACCAAAGGUAACAGGGUGAUGGAUGUUGUAUCACCUCUGCUCACGUCUCAUUCGAACCGCGAUACGAACCGUGACACUGAAGUCAAUACCAGUGCUAUUGACUGGGUUCAAGUACGUCGCGAUGUCAACCGAGCAUCAUCCCCCAGUCGAAAUGAGAGGAUCGAGCGAGCCGAACGAUGCCAGAUGAUGGAUCAUCCGGUCAUCUAUGCUGUUGAGGAGCUCUACGAUACAGCGGAGGGCGAUGAGAGUAUUGAUGGACUGCCAAUCAGCGAACCUGCCAAUUUCAAUGCCGGUAAUUUGACCUUGGUUGACAAGAGCGCCCGAUUCAUAAACAGUGUUCCACCAAUGACCAACCCAACGACUCUGGCUCAAGGCUAUAUUUGCCGGCCUUACAAGAGCGAUGUCCAACGCCUUCGAGCUAUCUUCACCUGGGUCAGCGAAAAGAUCGCUUGGGAGGAACCCCUCGAUGGGCUUGAGGUAGAUAUGAAGAGGGUUCUUCAUGCCAAACGGGGUAGUCCCCAGGAGAUUGCCAUCCUCGUCAAUGAUAUGUGUGCUGCGGUCGGACUUCACUCUGAAGUCAUUCACGGCUUCCUGAAAAGCCCGGGAGAUACUUUGGAUCUAGAAAGCUUGUCUCGUCCCAAUCACUGGUGGAAUUCGGUGCUCGUUGAUGGGGAAUGGCGCGUCAUGGAUUGUGCAUUGGCGAAUCCCACAAGCCCUCAAAGAACUAAAUUUGUCACCAACAAUUCGUCUACUGCAGAAAGCUGGUACUUCCUUGCACGCCCUCUUGAGAUUUGCUAUACACAUGUUCCACUUUAUCCUGAAGAACAACACAUCUGCCCUCCUGUGUCACCAGAUGUUCUUCUCGCUCUCCCGACAGUGUGUCCACAAUAUUUCAAGCUGAACACUCAGUUUCCUGACUAUGAUACGAGCUUGAUCCGAAUUGAUGGACUCGAGUGUAUGCAAAUUUGUCUCGUCGUUCCUCCAGAUGUCGAGUGUGCUGCCGAGGUAGAAGCCCCAGCAUUUGCCUGCGACGCAGAUGGUGAUUACUUUGAGAGUGGUGAUAUUUUGCGUAAACGCGCUCUGGUUCAGCCAGACUGGGUCGGUGGUCAGAAGCGAAUUACUGUCAAGGCUGUUCUACCCGGAGAUGAAGGACAGGGUGUGUUGAAGAUUUAUGCUGGCAAGAAGGGUCUGAUGCACACAAGUAAAGACAUUCCACACCCGCUAGCAUUGGCUCUGCCAAUACUACACACUGGAGAGAACCCGCCGUACGAUUUUGUCCUCCGCCAUCCUACGCCACAUGCCCAGCGCCAUGAUCUUUACAUUAUGCAACCUCAGUGCUCGCGGUUGGCUGUCAAUAACACGUUUGUUUUCGCUGUUCGCCAACACCCUUCAUCGCCACAGUCUGCGGGCAAGGACGACUUUCCCAUCCAGGGUCGUGCCUCUCCCUCGGUUUUCAAUCGACCUUCCAGUGCCUUGAGCAUGGUGUCAAGUACUGCAGGAGCCUCGACUGUGUCCAGUGCUUCGAAUGAAUUCUCUGCAUCGACCUCUGCCAUCUCGUCGACUCGUUCUGCCAGUGGCCGAGAGAAGCCGGCUAAGCUGGCAAUCCAGUCUCCUUCCGGAAAGAUCAUGCGUCUCAGUCGCAAGGCUGACCACAUGAUCUCUCCUGAAAAUCCAUCUGACUCUAUCCGAGAUGGCGCAGCUGAAGGCAGUGUAUGGGAGACUGUGAUCAAGAUUGGCGAGCGCGGUACCUGGCGUGGUCUCGUCCUGGCUGAUCGAGUAGCACGCUGGUGUGUCUUUUGUGAAUGGGAAUGUGUCUGA
Molecule: messenger RNA, 4308 nt
Organism: Penicillium malachiteum
Lineage: Eukaryota; Fungi; Ascomycota; Eurotiomycetes; Eurotiales; Aspergillaceae
Product: putative SH3 domain protein (Cyk3)
Exons: 1
Coding region: 1-4308 (1435 amino acids)
Molecular function (GO): protein binding
Source: RefSeq, a predicted model, not a curated record